CCGCAUCCCCUCACCACAAAAACACACUACACUCUCCUCUGUUGUCAGAGAAUGGCUCACUCUCAUAUGAUUUCUCUUUCCUCGUACGUUCUUCUCUUGUUCCUCGGCUGUUUGGCUCAACUAGGGAGACCAGAGCCAAGGCUCGGGGGUAAAACUCAGUGCAAUAUUCAGAAGCUUAAUGCACAAGAACCAUCCUUCAGGUUCCCAUCAGAGGCUGGUUUAACUGAAUUCUGGGAUUCUAAUAAUCCAGAAUUUGGGUGCGCUGGUGUGGAAUUUGAGCGUAACACUGUCCAACCUAAGGGCCUUCGUUUGCCUCAUUACUCUAACGUGCCGAAAUUCGUCUACGUUGUCGAAGGUACCGGUGUUCAAGGCACUGUGAUCCCUGGUUGUGCUGAAACAUUUGAAUCCCAGGGCGAAUCAUUUUCGGGUGGUCAGGAACAGCCGGGCAAAGGGCAAGAAGGUUCCAAAGGUGGUCAGGAAGGGCAAAGGCAAAGGUUUCCAGACCGCCAUCAGAAGCUCAGAAGGUUCCAAAAAGGAGAUGUCCUUAUAUUGCUUCCUGGUUUCACUCAGUGGACAUAUAAUGAUGGAGAUGUUCCGCUUGUCACUGUCGCACUUCUUGAUGUUGCCAAUGAGGCUAAUCAGCUUGAUUUGCAGUCCAGGAAAUUUUUCCUAGCCGGAAACCCGCAACAGGGUGGUGGAAAGGAAGGCCAUCAAGGCCAGCAGCAGCAGCAUAGAAACAUCUUCUCAGGAUUUGAUGACCAACUUUUGGCUGAUGCUUUCAAUGUUGACCUCAAAAUAAUACAGAAAUUGAAGGGUCCGAAAGAUAAAAGGGGUAGCACAGUCCGAGCUGAAAAACUUCAACUGUUCCUGCCUGAAUAUAGUGAGCAAGAGCAACAACCCCAACAACAGCAGGAGCAGCAACAACAGGGUGUUGGAAGAGGAUGGAGAUCCAAUGGACUUGAGGAAACUUUGUGCACGGUGAAGCUUAGUGAAAACAUUGGCCUCCCCCAAGAGGCUGAUGUAUUCAAUCCUCGUGCUGGCCGCAUUACCACUGUUAAUAGCCAAAAGAUUCCUAUCCUCAGCAGCCUCCAACUUAGUGCAGAAAGAGGAUUCCUCUACAGCAAUGCCAUUUUUGCACCACACUGGAAUAUCAAUGCACAUAGUGCCCUGUAUGUGAUUAGAGGAAAUGCAAGAAUUCAGGUGGUGGAUCACAAAGGAAACAAAGUUUUUGACGAUGAAGUAAAACAGGGUCAGCUAAUAAUUGUGCCACAAUACUUUGCUGUGAUCAAGAAAGCUGGAAACGAAGGAUUUGAGUACGUUGCAUUCAAGACGAACGACAAUGCCAUGAUUAACCCACUCGUUGGAAGACUUUCGGCAUUGCGAGCAAUUCCUGAGGAAGUUUUGAGGAGCUCUUUCCAAAUUUCCAGCGAGGAAGCUGAGGAAUUGAAGUAUGGAAGACAGGAGGCUUUGCUUUUGAGUGAGCAGUCUCAGCAGGGAAAAAGGGAAGUUGCUUGAGCUAAUUAUGUAAAAAUAAUCGUAUAUUAGUCCAUGCAUAGUCUACCAACUAUAUGUGUGAAUCUAAUUCCAAAAUAAAAUGGUCAAUGGAUGUAAAGACAUGGCAAUCCAAGCCUUACUACUGGCGUUGAUUGCGAGAAGUUUGAUGUUUGGUGACCAUGAGUCAAUAAUAAACUAUGAUAAUUAAUGUAAAAUUUUCCCAUUCAGUUCUUGUUC
This is a messenger RNA of Coffea arabica (coffee), 1731 nucleotides long. RefSeq names its product 11S globulin seed storage protein Ana o 2.0101. The record is from RefSeq and is a predicted model, not a curated record. Gene Ontology annotation, molecular function: nutrient reservoir activity. NCBI's taxonomy places the organism in Eukaryota, Viridiplantae, Streptophyta, Magnoliopsida, Gentianales, Rubiaceae.